AUGCCUUUUGAUGCCACUGUUAAUUUUGGUAGUGUAGAUGUUAAGAACUUUGUACAACCUACUCUUAAUGCAGCAGUGACAAGCAUUAUCCUCAAUCAUUAUGGCUUUACCUAUUGUAACCACGUAGACCAAAAUCUCUGUGGUACAUGUUUGUCGGCACAAGGAGCUGGUACAGCAGUUUGA
Funneliformis mosseae is the source of this 183-nucleotide messenger RNA. NCBI's taxonomy places the organism in Eukaryota, Fungi, Glomeromycota, Glomeromycetes, Glomerales, Glomeraceae. The record is from the annotation of a GenBank genome assembly.